Messenger RNA from Coccinella septempunctata (seven-spotted ladybird), 1399 nucleotides. RefSeq names its product procathepsin L-like. NCBI's taxonomy places the organism in Eukaryota, Metazoa, Arthropoda, Insecta, Coleoptera, Coccinellidae. Gene Ontology annotation, biological process: immune response. Gene Ontology annotation, molecular function: cysteine-type endopeptidase activity. The record is from RefSeq and is a predicted model, not a curated record. Bases 249 to 1238 code for a protein of 329 amino acids. The transcript has 3 exons. Gene Ontology annotation, cellular component: lysosome.
AUUCAAAUUAGCUCGACAUACAACUCAUUUAUCAGGAGAUUAUGAUAUUACUUUUUAUCCUCCCAAGUAUAAUUAUUCCUAGUUGAGAAAUAAACUUUCACUUUUUUCCUUGAACGAAAAAGUGCCAGUGUUUUCUCUCUACUCAAUCUGGUGUGAAAUCUUUCGGUUUUUUUUUGGAUCUUUCGUCCUAAUUAGUACGAAGAAGCAUAUACUUGUUGCAUAUUUAUUUUUUCAGUUCCACGAAAAAUAUGAAAUUAUUCCUGUUAAUAUUUUUCGCAAUAUCACAAAUUGUGCAGGUUUAUAGUGAGAAUGAUAUCAGUUUCGAAUGGAGAAAAUUCCAGAGAAAAUAUGAAAAAUCGUACAGAUCUGUUGUUGAGUAUAAAAAACGAAUGUCCAUUUUCGAAAUGAAUCUGAAAGAAUACAAGGAGCACAAUGAUCUAUACGAAAAGGGGGAAAUAUCAUACAGAAAGGGUGUAAAUAAGUUCGCAGACUGGACUAAGGAAGAAUUCAUGGAGUACGUUAACAGAGGAAGUCUCAAAAGCAGAAACAGAAGGAGGAGAUCUUUAACCCAGACCUCCAAUAACAUCACUUUGCCCACCUAUGUCAAUUGGGUAGAAAAAGGAGCAGUCACUGAGGUCAAAGAUCAAGGCCUUUGUGGUUCAUGUUACGCAUUUAGUACGAUUGGCAGUUUGGAAAGCAACAAUAAAAUAACCAAUGGGAAUUUAAUACCUUUGAGUGAGCAACAACUGAUCGAUUGUUCUUGGGAGCAGGGAAAUUAUGGUUGUGAAGGCGGUCUAGCUUCUAAUGCUCUGCAGUACGUGCAAGAAUUCGGUAUAGAAGGUGAAUUAGAUUAUCCCUAUCAAGAAGACAACGGAAACUGUCGCUACAACAAAUCUAAGGUGGUAACGAAGGUGAAAGGUUUCGUUGAAAUAGAUGAGGGCUCAGAGCAAGAACUUCAGAUAGCCGUGGCCACCGUUGGUCCGGUUUCUGUGGCCAUAGAUGCCACUUUCGAGUUGCAAGGCUACGAUUACGGCAUUCUGGACGACCACUUUUGUACAACUUACGAGCUGAACCAUUAUGUUGUUGUGGUUGGAUUUGGUGUUGAGAACGGGAUAGAAUAUUACCUCGUGAAAAAUUCUUGGGGAAAGGAUUGGGGGGACCAUGGCUAUUUCAAGAUUGUCAGGAAUAAGGAAAACAGAUGCGGCAUAGCUACAAUGGCCGUUUAUCCAAUUAUGUGAAUUCGACCUUCGAUAGGAUUAUUUAUUUAUUUAUUUCAUUAUUUAUUAUCAGUGCUGAAGAUACAGUAUUAUUAAGUAUUUAUUGUACACAUUUGAAGUGAAAGGUUUGAAAUACACGAUCAUGAGAAAAUUCCUGUAUGCCUGGAAUUUAUAUCAAAGAA